Lindgomyces ingoldianus is the source of this 270-nucleotide messenger RNA. RefSeq names its product ankyrin. The record is from RefSeq and is a predicted model, not a curated record. The annotation marks the transcript as partial. The transcript has a single exon. Lineage: Eukaryota; Fungi; Ascomycota; Dothideomycetes; Pleosporales; Lindgomycetaceae. Gene Ontology annotation, molecular function: protein binding. Gene Ontology annotation, cellular component: nucleus; cytoplasm.
GACUUAAAGGACCAUGGCGGUCGAACACCGUUGUCAUGGGCCGCGUCUUCGCCAGGCGAUCUUGAUAGUAACCGGGCCGUUGGAGCGCUACUUUUAGCAGGCGCAGACAUAGAUUCUAGGGAUGACAGUGGUCGAACGCCUUUAUCAUGGGCUGCAGCGGCACCAAAUCGCCACGGGGACAAUCAUGCGGUUAAAAUGUUAUUAGAACACGGCGCAGAGGCUGAUUCGAAAGAUAAUAGUGGACGAACACCAUUGUCCUGGGCAGCGGAG